This is a messenger RNA of Cololabis saira (Pacific saury), 2995 nucleotides long. RefSeq names its product UDP-Gal:betaGal beta 1,3-galactosyltransferase polypeptide 6 (gene b3galt6). Gene Ontology annotation, cellular component: membrane. The record is from RefSeq and is a predicted model, not a curated record. Gene Ontology annotation, molecular function: UDP-galactosyltransferase activity. Bases 274 to 1293 code for a protein of 339 amino acids. Lineage: Eukaryota; Metazoa; Chordata; Actinopteri; Beloniformes; Belonidae. Gene Ontology annotation, biological process: glycosaminoglycan biosynthetic process. The transcript has 2 exons.
CGGAGCGGACGGUUCACGCUGGAAGCCUGAAAAUGAGCGCACGGCAGAGCGCAGAUCUGCUCAUUGUUCCCCGACCGACUGAGCUGGCAGGGCUGCACUGCUUUCCACCUCCACUUUAGGCCGAUAUUAGCAGGCUGUUUCUGUUCUCAGUCAGCGGAGUUUGCUCACAAAGUGCGCAGAUGGUUCCAUCUCGGUAGCUGACGUUGGCGCCGCACAGCUGCUGGCUGCACCAUUCAAGGGGACGGGCGCCUUCAAUACCUGAGAUUCAUCACCAUGAAUCUGUUUCGCCUGCUGUGCCGCCACAAGACAGCUCUGGUUAUUGGGACUGUGUGCAGUUUUGCUGUGGUGCUCGUCUUCUUGGCCAAAUGCACGUCAGAGACUCUGAAACAGGGCCACGCGGAUCCUCCGGGAUUGGCCCCCCACGCCGGUGCCCUGCAGUUCCGUCCAGAGCAGCAUAGUCCCCCAUCCACGUCCAAAGACCUGGCCGCGUUCCUCGUGGUCCUCAUCACAACGGGACCCAAGUACACAGAGCGCAGGAGUAUUAUCCGCAGCACCUGGCUCGCUAAGCGGGACUCGGAUGUUCUGGCCAUGUUUGUGGUUGGAACUCAAGGCCUUUUAAGCGAAGACCUCCAGAAUCUGAACACGGAGCAAGGGCGCCACAAGGACCUGCUCCUUCUGCCUGAUCUGCGAGAUUCUUAUGAGAACUUAACACUAAAGCUGCUGCACAUGUACUCCUGGCUGGACCAGAAUGUCAACUAUAAGUUUGUCUUCAAAGCGGAUGAUGACACGUUUGCCCGAUUGGACCUCCUUAAAGAGGAACUGAAGGCCAGAGAGCCCAGCAGGUUGUACUGGGGCUUUUUCUCUGGGAGAGGCCGUGUAAAAAUGGCCGGUAAGUGGCGAGAAAGCUCUUGGGAACUCUGCGAUUAUUACCUUCCCUACGCACUUGGCGGUGGCUACAUCCUCUCAGCGGACCUCGUACGCUACGUGCAUCUCAACGCGGGCUACUUCAAAACGUGGCAGAGCGAGGACGUGUCACUGGGCGCCUGGCUGGCACCGGUAGAUGUCCGGCGGACGCACGAUCCACGCUUUGACACAGAGUACAAAUCGCGUGGCUGCAACAACAAAUACUUGGUGACGCAUAAGCAGAGCUUGGAAGACAUGCUGGAAAAACACCAAACUCUGCAGCGCGAUGGCAGGCUCUGCAAAGAGGAGGUCAAGCUGAGGUUGUCGUACGUGUAUGACUGGAGCGUGCCGCCGUCUCAGUGCUGCCAAAGAAAGGAUGGGAUUCCAUAACUCCCCAAGGCUUACAUUUGCUUUAAUUUAUUUCUAUCCAGUCAGGAAUGUUCAUCUUUUUCCAGCACACCUCUUGUUAGACUAUUUCAUAUUUCAUAGCAGAUACGAGCUAUCGUCGCCAAAUACAUGAUGUAGUUACACUACUCGUUUUAGAAUUUUAAAACUGUUGUUUCUGCUUUUGAAAAUAGAAAUCUGAGCAAUUUCACAUUUCAAGUUUUUUUUGUUUCUCCAGUUAAAGCAGCAUAGCUCAAAAAUCAAUAUCAAUUUUUACCUUAUAGCUGCUAAUUUUAAAGCGACUUCAGAUCCUUUUCGAUAAUGUCAUUUCAGUGCGAUAAGUUGUAAUAGUAAUUGUCAGUUUGAUGUCGUCUACAAUGUUUUGCACGAAGGAAAAACCCAUGAAAUGUCCUUUUCUGUUUUUUUUUCUAAAAGACACAUUUCCAUAAAUCUGAAUGUGGGCUUGAAAUCGUAACCUCAUGUAGGUUCAACGAGCCUCAGUUCAGUUUUUAGCGUUCAUGUCCUCCCCCGUCUGAUUGUGGGGGGGAGGUCUCAUCCUGCCUAUCUACAUGUUUUGUGAAAGCAGUUUCUUCAAUUUAAUUUUGUAUAUUUUAUUUAUUGUUAACUUAUUCUCAACCGAACACAACACUGACAUUGGGUGCGGACAGAAGUAGAGUUUUUAUUUCUAACAAAUGACUAGCAGAGUUUAUGGAAAAGAAAUGUUUGCUUUGUAAAUAUGAUGCGUUUGUUUACUGGUAACCGUACAUAAUGAUCUGAAGGCACAAAGAUUUUGUCAGAUAAAUGGUUGAACUCCUUUUGUUCAACAAGCCUUCGUAUUCUCGUGCUGGAGCUAAUGUGAUGAGUCUGCGAUGGUAUUUCCAAUAUAACCGUUGCACUUAACAGUUGGGUUCGGUAGAUUUAAUGGGCAAAUAGAUCAAAUUGCUUGUUUUUUCGGCAGCACAAAGUGAAAAACCUGCUUUGAAAGGUUAUGUUCUCUGUGUUGUGAAGUUCUCCAGCCUAAAUCUCCCUGUAACGUCAGUAACGUCUCCAAACAUGUGACAGCUGCGUUAUCAGUGUUGAUUGCAGAGUUGCAGGCAGAUUCUGAUUCAUUGCAAAAUAGGUUUCUGUGAUCGUUUUCAUAUCGGAUCAGGCCCUGGAUGUUUCAUUAAAAAAAAAAUGGUUCUGUUCAUGUAUCUGUUAAACCUUUGUUAGUUGUUUGAAAAUAUAUUUCAUUGCCAAACAGAUAAACAUGCUGUGAAGAUCUAAUUCAUGGUUGACGGAUGACCUAGUAAAGACUGUUCUUCCUUUAUGACGUGACUUUUUCUCCCUCCAGUGAUUUUAUUCAUGGCUGUGUUGACGCAGAAGUCCAAUCGUCAAUUCCAACUCCUUGCAUCCUCUCUUAUACCUUGUAUCCCCCGCUUCAGAAAAGCCUCACAAAUAUGACAUCGUUAUGAAAACUAUUGACAAAUGCCGAACCAUAUCUGGUUUCACAGUGCCGUUGCAUUUGCUUGAGAAUCUGACGCAAAAUGUUUUCAGUAAUGAAUGAGAUGUCAAACCAGAAUUGUAUCAGAAUCAGGCUUGAAUCAGUUGUUCAGGUUUGAAGGCUACUGUGACAUCACAGACACGGAUCAUAGCAGGAGCGUCCAGCUUCUGGACUUGAAGCUGCACCUCUGACGUCAUGUUAUGCUGCGUUUGAUGAACCUCAGAG